Molecule: messenger RNA, 2994 nt
Organism: Enhydra lutris kenyoni (northern sea otter)
Lineage: Eukaryota; Metazoa; Chordata; Mammalia; Carnivora; Mustelidae
Product: CCR4-NOT transcription complex subunit 2
Exons: 16
Coding region: 311-1933 (540 amino acids)
Biological process (GO): regulation of stem cell population maintenance; nuclear-transcribed mRNA poly(A) tail shortening; regulation of DNA-templated transcription
Cellular component (GO): CCR4-NOT core complex; P-body
Source: RefSeq, a predicted model, not a curated record
UCUAUCUCAAAAAAAAAAUUCGUUUAUUUAAACCAAAAACAAAAAACAGUUCACCCUCAGACUGAGCUUUGACUUUCAAUGCACUGGAGGUGGGCUUUUUCUUUGUGCUCUUGCUUCUCCCCACCAGAAGACCAUCACGAAACCACUGAUGUGAAAAUGAGAGAAAAUGGAGUAGCCCUAGUUCAGCCCAGCAGCUUGAUGCCAGCCUAGCUGAGAGGGAGAACUGGUGGGCGGUCCUUCCUGUGACACGACCCUUGAGUGACAGUUCUAUUUGAUUGCCUCCAGUACUGUGAGGAAAGGACACGACUCUAUGGUGAGGACUGAUGGACAUACAUUAUCUGAGAAAAGAAACUACCAGGUGACAAACAGCAUGUUUGGUGCUUCAAGAAAGAAGUUUGUAGAGGGGGUCGACAGUGACUACCAUGACGAAAACAUGUACUACAGCCAGUCUUCUAUGUUUCCACAUCGGUCAGAGAAAGAUAUGCUGGCAUCACCAUCUACAUCAGGUCAGCUGUCUCAGUUUGGGGCAAGUUUAUACGGGCAACAAAGUGCACUAGGCCUUCCAAUGAGGGGGAUGAGCAACAAUACCCCUCAGUUAAAUCGCAGCUUAUCACAAGGCACUCAGUUACCGAGCCACGUCACGCCAACAACAGGGGUACCAACAAUGUCACUUCACACGCCUCCAUCUCCAAGCAGGGGUAUUUUGCCUAUGAAUCCUAGGAAUAUGAUGAACCACUCCCAGGUUGGUCAGGGCAUUGGAAUUCCUAGCAGGACAAAUAGCAUGAGCAGUUCAGGGUUAGGUAGCCCCAACAGAAGCUCGCCAAGCAUAAUAUGUAUGCCAAAGCAGCAGCCUUCUCGACAGCCUUUUACUGUGAACAGUAUGUCUGGAUUUGGAAUGAACAGGAAUCAGGCAUUUGGAAUGAAUAACUCCUUAUCAAGUAACAUUUUUAAUGGAACAGAUGGAAGUGAAAAUGUGACAGGAUUGGACCUUUCAGAUUUUCCAGCAUUAGCAGAUCGAAACAGAAGGGAAGGAAGUGGUAACCCAACUCCAUUAAUAAACCCCUUGGCUGGAAGAGCUCCUUAUGUUGGAAUGGUAACAAAACCAGCAAAUGAGCAAUCCCAGGACUUCUCAAUACACAACGAAGAUUUUCCAGCAUUACCUGGUUCCAGCUAUAAAGAUCCAACAUCAAGUAAUGAUGACAGUAAAUCUAAUUUGAAUACAUCUGGCAAGACAACUUCAAGUACAGAUGGACCCAAAUUCCCUGGAGAUAAAAGUUCAACAACACAAAAUAAUAACCAGCAGAAAAAAGGGAUCCAGGUGUUACCUGAUGGUCGGGUUACUAACAUUCCUCAAGGGAUGGUGACGGAUCAAUUUGGAAUGAUCGGCCUGUUAACGUUUAUCAGGGCAGCAGAGACGGACCCAGGAAUGGUACAUCUUGCAUUAGGAAGUGACUUAACAACAUUAGGCCUCAAUCUGAACUCUCCUGAAAAUCUCUACCCCAAAUUUGCAUCACCCUGGGCAUCUUCACCUUGUCGACCUCAAGACAUAGACUUCCAUGUUCCAUCUGAGUACUUAACGAACAUUCACAUUAGGGAUAAGCUGGCUGCAAUAAAACUUGGCCGAUAUGGAGAAGACCUGCUCUUUUAUCUCUAUUACAUGAAUGGAGGAGACGUAUUACAACUUUUAGCUGCAGUAGAGCUUUUUAACCGUGAUUGGAGAUACCACAAAGAAGAACGAGUAUGGAUUACCAGGGCACCAGGCAUGGAGCCAACAAUGAAAACCAAUACAUAUGAGAGGGGAACAUAUUACUUCUUUGACUGUCUUAACUGGAGGAAAGUAGCUAAGGAGUUUCAUCUGGAAUAUGACAAAUUAGAAGAACGGCCUCACCUGCCAUCCACCUUCAACUACAACCCUGCUCAGCAAGCCUUCUAAAAAAAGACUUCCCUUUUCUUGGGGUAUGGCUGUCUCAGCACAAUACUCAACAUAACUGCAGAACUGAUGUGGCUCAGGCACCCUGGUUUUAAUUCCUUGAGGAUCUGGCAAUUGGCUUAUGCAAAGGGUCACCAUUUGAGGUCCUGCCUUACUAAUUAUGUGCUGCCCAACAACUAAAUUUGUAAUUUGUUUUUCUCUAGUUUGAGCAGGGUCUGAAUUUUUUUUCAUUUAUUUUCUCUUUUUGCCAGCAGACAGACUUGAGUCUGUAAAGACAAGCAAGUACACUGACAGAAGUUUACCAUUUAGUUUCUAAAAUGUAAAAAAAGAAAACCCACAAAAGACUCAACAAAAUUAGACCACAAAAUUUGCAUUGUUCAUUGUAGCACUAUUGGUAAUAAAAUAACAAAUGUUUGUGCAUUUUUAUGUGAAGAUCCUUCUCGUAUUUCAUUUGGAAAGAUGAGCAAGGUCUGCUUCCUUCAUUUUACUUCCCCUUCUGUUUUUGAAAGGCAGUUUCGCCAAGCUUAACGCAAGAAUAUCUGACUGUUUAGAAGAAAGAUAUUGCCACAAUCUCUGGAUGGUCUCCAGGGUUGUGUUAUUACUGAGCUUCAUCUUUCCAGAAUGAGCAAAACACUGUCCAGUCUUUGUUACGAUUUUGUAAUAAAUGUGUACAUUUUUUUUAAAUUUUUGGACAUCACAUGAAUAAAGGUAUGUAUGUACGAAUGUGUAUAUAUUAUAUAUAUGACAUCUAUUUUGGAAAAUGUUUGCCCUGCUGUACCUCAUUUUUAGGAGGUGUGCAUGGAUGCAAUAUAUGAAAAUGGGACAUUCUGGAACUGCUGGUCAGGGGACUUUGUCGCCCUGUGCACUAAAGGGCCAGAUUUUCAGCAGCCAAGGACAUCCAUACCCAAGUGAAUGUGAUGGGACUUAAAGAAGUGAACUGAGACAAUUCACUCUGGCUGUUUGAACAGCAGCGUUUCAUAGGAAGAGAAAAAAAGAUCAAUCUUGUAUUUUCUGACCACAUAAAGGCUUCUUCUCUUUGUAAUAAAGUAGAAAAGCUCUCCUCA